AUGUCCGGCACAGCAGCCCUGAGGCGCGUCGUCGCUGCAAAUGCCUACAGCACGGCGCUCACGCGCGCCUCCGUCGGCGCCUGGAGCACGCUCCAGCCGCGGCGGCAGGCCUACAGCACGGCGCCCACAGCCAGCAGCCACGCAACGACGAAAGCGCCGAAGGCCGCGCUCGAGGAGACGGCGACGGCGCUCCUCGACGACGACGACGGCGACGCGCGCGCGGCGCCCGCGACCGUCGAGCGGCUCCUCGCGCUCGCGGAGCCCGAGCGGCGGCGCCUCGCCGCGGGCCUCGGCCUCCAGUCCGCGAGCUCGGGCCUGUCGCUGUUCCUGCCCUUCGCCAUCGGCAAGAUCGUCGACGGCUGCGCGGGCUCGUGGCGCGCGGGCGACGCCGCGGCCGUCGCCGCCGCCGCGUGGAGCCCGACGUCCGCGGCGACGGCGCUGCUCGGCGUCUUCGGCGUCCAGGCACUGGUCAUGACCGCGCGCCAGCACGUGCUGAACGUCGCCGGCGAGAAC
Aureococcus anophagefferens is the source of this 513-nucleotide messenger RNA. RefSeq lists its product as hypothetical. The transcript is spliced from 2 exons. The record is from RefSeq and is a predicted model, not a curated record. Gene Ontology annotation, cellular component: membrane. The annotation marks the transcript as partial. NCBI's taxonomy places the organism in Eukaryota, Pelagophyceae, Pelagomonadales, Pelagomonadaceae. Gene Ontology annotation, molecular function: ATP binding.